AAAAAAAUGAAAGGUGAAGGUGCAAAUUUUCUAGCAUCUUCAUUCGCAAACUUAUACAUUCAAAAACAUCAUCAAUUCAAUCAUUGUUUUUACAAUAUAAUUUUGGGAAAUGUUGAAGUUUUAUCAGAUAUGUAUUAUACUGUUGAUUUUUGAAUCCUUUUUGGAGGCGCAAAAAAUCGAAGAGCCUCCUUCUUACGAACCGAAGGAUAUUCCAUCGGAUUACGAAAAAGCUAGAUCAGUUUUAGGGUACAGUCAUUUCAAAAGAUUACCUAAAAAUGGUCAGAAUUCAAGUGUCAAAUAUCCUUGGGAAAGUGAUUUUCCUAACGUAAAAUAUAAUUUUUAGAAGUUGAUAUAUAUUUUAAGGAUUAAUUAAAAUAGUUUUGAGUUUAUGUUUUUUAUUUUAUCAUUCACGAGAAAAUGUCUUUAACAGGAUGAAUAAUCUAUUCCGAAAUCAGUUCAUAUAAAUAAAAAACAAUUUUGAAUAUAAUUAACAUAAUUAUCUCAAGUUUAUUUAGAUAGCAACAAAAAAUUAAAAUUCAAACAGUUUAAAAUAAUAUUUAAAACUAGUCUUGUCUACCGGAUGUAGGUGUAAAUUCUCAUAUUUCUAUAAAUGUUGCCACAAUUAUAAUUCGACCUACUUACACUUACUGAUCAAGUAACCAAAUCUGUAUAGUUUAAUACAUAUGUGUUUAUCUUAUGUAUUAUUAUAAUCAAGAAAUAUUAUGAAUCUGGCAACUCCGCUUAACCUUCAUACAAACAUCAACUGUCAACAAGAAUAUCGUGAAUAUGAAAGUGAAUCUAUAAAUAUAUAUCUAAAAUGUCUUUAAUUAUUGAGUGUACUAGAUUUUGUCCCCCGAGGGUACCAAGAGUCCAAAAAAAAGAGCCUCCUACUAAGAGACAGCUUGGUCGAUAUCCAAGAAUACCCUUCACCAACGAACAGAUCGCCAUUUUAGAAGAAAAAUUUCAAGAGAGUCCUUAUUUGAGCAGCGAAGAAGCUUCUAAUCUCUCGAAGAAACUACAACUGACGGACGUCAAGGUUAAAAUUUGGUUCCAGAAUAGAAGAGCGCGAAAAAGAAGAGAAGAAAUGGGACAAAGUAGGAAAGAAGAAGUGACUAGGCGCGAAAGUAGGGAAAUAGUGGAAAGUACGACCGGUACUAGUCAUUUUGAACGAAGAAGCGCCGCGGCGACUCCAUUUUUUUACGUUAGUCCUUCAAAUGUGCUUGAAUUGGGACAUCGGUGAUAUAAUAUAAAUGUAUAUAUGUAAAAUUGUAUAUAAUUCUUGUAAUAAAUUCCGUUUUUCAAUAA
Diorhabda carinulata is the source of this 1305-nucleotide messenger RNA. RefSeq names its product homeobox protein H17-like. Bases 818 to 1240 code for a protein of 140 amino acids. Gene Ontology annotation, molecular function: DNA binding; DNA-binding transcription factor activity, RNA polymerase II-specific. NCBI's taxonomy places the organism in Eukaryota, Metazoa, Arthropoda, Insecta, Coleoptera, Chrysomelidae. The record is from RefSeq and is a predicted model, not a curated record. Gene Ontology annotation, biological process: regulation of DNA-templated transcription. The transcript is spliced from 4 exons.